AUGUUGCUGCUGAACAGGGACGGUUCAACAUGGAGGUACUCUAAAAGAGGAUGGACUGGUGCCUUCUUACCGGUGACUUCCUGCAAAUAUGAUGAUGUCGUUGGGCAGGAUACACCCUCGCCAUACUCCCUUAUCUCCAAAGCUCGAGUAGUCCAAUUAGGAAUAGUGGACGGAUUAGCUAACAAGCCUGCAUUUCUGCCACUCUCAAUACCAAGAUCUCUCUCUGAGCAACUUCUUAAAUUGCAUUCAAACCCUCCUGCCUUCUUUAUAAGCCAGUUUAUUUGGUAUCUUAUGCGAAAUGGAGAAGAAUUUCAGAAAGCAUUGGAUGAACAAGUUUCAGCCAUACGAUUUGAAAAAGGCCCUGUCGUCGGACUGCAAAUUCGGCGCACAGACAAAGUGGGAACAGAAGCCACUUAUCAUUCGGUGGACGAGUAUAUGAAGUGGACGGAGAUUUGGUUUAAGAUCCAAGAUAAGAAAAAGGGAGGACUAGUCACUCGUCGAGUCUUUGUAGCCACCGACGAUCCUUCAGUAAUCCCUGAACUGAAGAAGAAGUGA
Strongylus vulgaris is the source of this 555-nucleotide messenger RNA. The record is from the annotation of a GenBank genome assembly. NCBI's taxonomy places the organism in Eukaryota, Metazoa, Nematoda, Chromadorea, Rhabditida, Strongylidae.